GAAAAGUGAUUACAGCAGUGGGUAAUCGCGACCAUCAGCCCAGGGACUGCCAACUCAAAACGCACCCAGACUCAAAUGAAGGGAAAAGUCAUAUAAUUUGUAACCAUGGACAGCUGACGCCUUUGUUAAAAUGUAUACACAGUGUAAAGCAUUGAUGAUGUGUGGGCCACCACCCAGCUCCCUACUCCGCGCAAACUGGAGCGAAGGGACAGCAUCACCUCGCCCCGGUGUGCGACCCGGGGCUGCGCGGCGGGGAACGGGCCCGCCUUCGGGAAAAUCCCCCGCAGCAUCACCCCACCAUGGCCCCUAUCCACCUUCCGAGCUCCUCCCGGCCCCUCCGUGCGAGGGAUGGAGCCCUCGUCCCGCUCCCUGAGCACUCAUUAACCGCGAUGCCGCCGCUCCGCUGGGCCGGGCCGGCCGCUCCUGCCCGGGGAGGCCGGGCCAACAGAGCCGCCCCCUUCCCGCUCGCUGCCGCGGCUGCCGGCUGAGGGCUGGGACCGUGCCGUGCCAUGGCCGCUCCCUGCUACCUGGGCUGGGAUUUCAGCACGCAGCAGUUGAAAGUCAUUGCUAUUGAUGAACAGCUGAGGGUCAUUUAUGAGGAUAAUGUUCAUUUUGAUAAGGACCUUCCGGAAUUUAAGACUCAAGGUGGAGUCUAUAUUCACAGUGACAGACUGACAGUCACUUCACCAGUGCUUAUGUGGGUCAAGGCUCUGGAUAUGAUCUUGGAAAAGAUGAAGUCUUCAGGCUUUAACUUCUCUCAAGUCAGAGCUUUGUCUGGUGCUGGCCAGCAACAUGGGAGUGUGUACUGGAAAAAAGGAAGCAUCCAGAUUUUAAAGAAUGCAUCAUCUGAACUGCCUUUACAUCAAUCACUAAAGGGCUGUUUUUCAGUCAGUGACAGCCCCAUCUGGAUGGAUUCCAGCACAGCCUCCCAGUGCAGAGCUCUGGAGAAAGCCGUGGGGGGAGCCCAGCACCUGGCGAGUGCCACUGGCUCCCGGGCCUAUGAGCGUUUUACAGGAAACCAGAUAGCAAAGAUUUACAGCCAGAAUCCUGAAGUCUACAAGCAAACUGAGAGAAUCUCUUUGGUCAGUAGCUUUGCAGCUUCCCUUUUUUUAGGAACUUAUGCACCCAUUGAUUACAGUGAUGGUUCUGGUAUGAACUUGCUGCACAUUUGGGAAAAGGCGUGGUCAAAGCCCUGCCUUGAUGCUUGUGCCCCUGGAUUAGAGGAGAGACUAGGAUGCCCUGUACCAUCCCACUCAGUGCUGGGGCCCAUUUCUCCAUAUUAUAGUCAGCGUUAUGGGUUUAGCCCAGACUGUAAAAUAGUAGCAUUUACAGGAGACAAUCCAGCAUCACUGGCAGGGAUGAGGCUUCAGGAAGGAGACAUUGCAAUUAGCCUUGGCACAAGUGACACAUUGUUCCUGUGGAUCCAAGAGCCAACUCCUGCCUUAGAAGGUCAUAUCCUCUGCAAUCCUGUUGAUUCUCAAACAUAUAUGGCACUUUUAUGCUUUAAGAAUGGUUCUCUGAUGAGAGAGAGGAUCAGAGAUGACUGUGCUUCAGGCUCCUGGGAUGAGUUCUCCAAAGCCUUAUCAUCAACUGUUGCUGGAAACAGUGGAAACUUGGGUUUCUACUUUGAUGUGAUGGAAAUUACUCCUGAAGCAGUUGGGAUUCACAGAUUCAACAGAGACAACCAAAAGGUUUCAAGAUUUCCAAAGGAAGUAGAAAUACGAGCAUUGGUUGAAGGGCAGUUCAUGGCCAAGAGGAUUCAUGCUGAAAAGCUGGGAUAUAAAGUCUUACCCAGAACAAGGAUUUUGGCUACUGGUGGUGCAUCCCACAAUAAAAAGAUCUUACAGGUCCUGUCUGACGUGUUCAACGCGCCCGUGUUCACCAUCGACACGGCCAACUCUGCCUGUCUGGGAAGUGCUUACAGAGCAAUCCAUGGACUUGUAGCUGAGAGGAAUGUGUCCUUGGCUGAUGCUGUGAAAUUAGCACCCGAGCCCAGACUGGCUGUUACACCCACCCCAGGGGCUGAGGAGCUGUAUCGUCCACUUCUGAAAAGAUAUGCUGAGCUUGAACAGAAGGUUAUCUACAACCCAGCCUCUUCUUGUCCUGCGAAAUAGAAGCAAACAAAAUUUAUAUGUUGGCUGAGUGGACUCCAAGGAGAAGAUCAGAAGAGAUUUGCUCAGAAUUUACUGGAGCCAUUUAAAUCAUUUCGCUCCUGGUUGUAGACAAAUAAUUUUUAAAUGUCUGUGUUUGAGUGUGUUGGUGGGGAAAAAAUUACAUUGUGAUUGAAAAUCUUCUUUUUCUGACCUAGAGACAGGGCUCUUGAGAGGUGUUUUAAAAACUUUUAUUUCAUUUUCAGUCUCAUGUGAAGGGUGAGACAGUACAGAUGUUACAAUUCACGCCAUCACAAUCAGAAGCUAAAUUAUUUUUUAAUUACAAUACGUUAUAAGCAUUUCUUGGCCUAUCAGCUUUUGCCUUAAAGCCAAUCAUCUGAAAUUAACCCCUCGUGGGUCCUACUACAAUGAAUCUUCCAUAGUUCUAUUUCUCCAAAGUAUCUAGUCUGUUUGCAAGGCCAUCCUUUGAAACUUGUUUCCAGUUCCAUUUCUCCCUCAACAAUAUUUGUCCUAUUCCAUGGAAUUUCUAAGUCAAUAUAUUUUAUCUCAGAGUUUGCAUACAGAUGCACAAGACUAUGUGAGCGUUCUGUCUGGCUUUGAGAAUCCUCUACAAAUCCAUUUCUCACAAAACCUGAUUAAAAAAGCAUCACACUGCUCUGUGUGUGGCCUCAAUUUUUCUAGGUGCUUUUCAGACUGUGCUUGCUGUUUUGGAAGAGGUGGGUGACAAAGUCAAGCUUCUUGUGUAUGUGAGUCACUCUACCCAUCUCUGUCAGCUUUGAUUCCAUGUGUUUGGCAUGCCAGCCUCUGCAUACCUGUCUAACAAAGUAUCUUAAUUCCUCAGCUUCUCUUGCUUAAAUGUCUUGAGACUAUCUUUCUGUUCAUCUGUAACUUGGAGAUGUUUAUACCAUUGCCUGCACAGAAAACAUAAGCACACUGACUUAAUCCCAUCUUUCUUUAAUAUGUGGAGGAUGAAAGUCUUUAAAGACUCUGAGAAGGGAAAUUCCUGUCACAUGACACUAUGGAAAGCCUGUUGUGUGAUAAAACAUGAUAUGGCAGGGGUUUAUAGAUUGUGGAAAGCACAGAGAUCUUAUGUGAUACAGACACCACUGCACAAUGUUUUACUUGACAUCAGUUUUGUAAAAAAGAAAAUAAGAGACCAAACAUGGGAAGUUUCAUGCAUCCCCUUUCUGCUUCAAAAAGCAGUCAGUUCAUCUGCACACCAGCUUGGGGUUAUUGUCCUUCUUCCUCUUUGUCAUGGCUGUGAAAUUCUGUGUUGUGCUCUGCUUUUAACAAGGCAGGAAGUUAAUUUUUUUCUUACACCCCAAAUAUCUCAUUUCUUUCUUGGAGAUCUUUAGUAGAACAGCUUGAUUGUCUUGCUCUGUUGCCACUGUUUCACUUCAAAUGUUUUAGUCCAGAUUAAGUAGCCUCUAGCUGAGAAAAUCUUAGAAAACAUGAGCCAGAGAUUUUUCUGCAAAGAUGUGUGAAAGUUGAAGGAUUUGAAUGAACAUCCCUGUGCAAGUGGGAACACUUUACUGCAUUCUGUGGAGCUGGUAUCCUUCCCUUAGGAUAAAAUUUCUCCUGGGAAUAAAGCAGAUUGUUUAAUGAAAGUGACUGAAGCCUUUCUUCCCUUCCUGUAGAGGCUGUAAUGUGUCUUGGGAGUAAGCCAGGGAAUUGUAGAGGGUAGAGGAUGUCUUUAUUGACUGAGAGCUGGAUUGUGCCCCUGCUGGAGCUGGAUGACUCAAAUUCAUAUUCUUCACAUCUUGGGGACAUAGGAGCACUCUCCCUAUCCCUGCCACAUCUCUGUUGAGAGUGGAACCCCUGGCCAUGACUCACCUCUGGAGUGGCCAGGGAAUACUCACAUUCCUCCUUUGGUCUCCCUUUUAUAUUUAAGUGCUUCACUUUUGAGGACCAGCAGUACCAUUUUUUGUUCACUGCUGAAUAAUUACAACUGCUCCUGAUAUUAGCAUGAUUACUCAGGAAGGUCAAGAAUUACAUUUCCGAGUUGCUAAAGCAGGCUUCUUUUAAGCAAUUGCUUUAAAAGGUGGCAUUAGAAAUACACAUCUAUCUCUUUUAUGUGCUUAUUAUUCUGGGUCCAAAGGUACAGUACUAAAACAUAUAAUACUUCUUGCAGGCCUCCACUGUCAGCAGUUGCUUUGUCAUUGAGCAAGGCUGCAGAGAAAUGCAGGAGGAUUAAUUAAUACAAGUUAAACAAUGCCUGCUAGUUUAAGCAGCAUUACCAUCAUUGUUAGCCUGAAGUUCUGCCAGGUUACUGGUUUGAUGUCAAAGUUAACCACACAGGGAAGGGGUUUGGAGAGGUCACAAUCACAGAAUGGGUUGGGUUGGAAGGGGCCACUGUGGCCUCACCUCCCUGUUGUUCCAAGAGGGCUACCCCAGACCACAUGGCAUAGGAUUUUGUCCAGGUGGUUCUGGAAUAUCUCCAGUGAGGGAGACUCCACAGCCUCUCUGAGUGAUCUGUUCCAGUGCUCAGUCACUGCCCAGUAAAGAGGUUGUUCCUCAUGUUCAGGUGGAAUUUUCUGGGCAUCACUUUCUGCCCAUUCCUCUUGUCCCAUUGCUGGGCACCACUGAGGAGAGCCUGGUCUAUGCUGAGGCUGAACAGCCCCAGCUCCCUCACCCUUCCCUCGUAAGAGAGAAUCUCCAGACCCUUGAUGACCAGAGGAAGGUGUUCCUCCUGACAUUCAUUUACCCUGGUCUCCUGGGUCAGAGAUUCCUGAGGGCUGGUCUUAUUGGUGAAGACUGAUGAAAGGAAGGCAUCCAAUAACUCUGCCUUCUCUAAAUCUUUCAGCUUUGUGCAGUUUUGGUGACAAUAUCUUGAGUAGCUCAUUUGUUUUGUCAGGGUGAGAUGAUUAUUGUCUCUUGUAGCUUUCUGGCUUUAUUUGCUUGUGAAAUAGGAGGCUCAAGAUCAGUUUUCUUACUCAGCUGAGGAAGAUUAAAGCUCACAUUUCCCAGCUCACAGCACACUGCAGAACAUUUCUAGUUAAUAUCUUGGCUCCUAGCAAAGUAUUAUGUGGUAGUAGGAUAUUGUCUGCAUGAUUUAACUACUUUCUGGGCCUGAGCUCUUCUCUGGAUAGGGAGAGGAGAUACUUCCUUGUCUGUUGGGCUGGGCUGGGGCUCUCUGACAUGUCCCACAUCAGCAUUAAAGCACUGUGUGUUUGCAGCAGGAGUCCCUGAGAAGAGGCUGGGAUGCAGGGCUCUGAAGAGUGAGCCACCACUGAAUUACAGAAUUGCUGUGGUGAUGGGUUUAUUAGGGCUGGCCUCUGAGGAACAGUGUCUGGAGUACAAGAAUUUAUAGACAAGCUCUUUUUUUUUCCAGCUCACCCAAGUUGCACAUGUUCACUGACUAGUGUCUGAUAGAAUAAGACUCAAUAAAUCUCCUCCUUGAAAGGUCCUUUGAAGAAAUUCUGCUGUAAGACUUCUACUACUCUUUUCUUUUUUUCCUUCUAGGAAUGCACAUUGGCUCACCAAGGAAACACAGGCUUCUUGCUCUCAUGUGCACAUCUCUUUUAAAAAGUCCCCAGUGAUGGAAGGAUCUGGUGCCCUUUGGUUUCCAAAACCCUGUGGGCUUUUUGCCAGCUUGUCUGCCUUGUGGUACUCUGGUUGUUGGGAGUAGAGGUGGUGUUAUGGUAUCAGCUGAACUCGAUGAUCUUGGAGCUGUUUUCCAACCUCAGCAAUUCUAUGACUUAAUCAACAGCUUAUCUGAGAGAAAUCUAAAGGCAAGGCAAUAGUUUCUACCUCUAAAUAUUUGAUAGAGGUUGAUUCCCUCCUUCCUCCACAGGGGACUUUACUGUUCUUCAAGGUGAGCAGCAUGGCAUGCCCAUCUUGCCUAGAUGAAAGGUUGGCUUCUGUGUUUAAAUAUCUGAUGAACUAUUCCCAGUCUAGAAUAACUUGAUGGAAAAUUGAUCUCACCUCCUGUAAAAACAAAACAAAACAAAACAAAACAAAACAAAACAAAACAAAACAAAACAAAACAAAACAAAACAAAACAAAACAAAACAAAACAAAACAAAACAAAACAAAACAAAACAAAACAAAACAAAACAAAACAAAACAA
Molecule: messenger RNA, 6180 nt
Organism: Prinia subflava (tawny-flanked prinia)
Lineage: Eukaryota; Metazoa; Chordata; Aves; Passeriformes; Cisticolidae
Gene: XYLB
Product: xylulokinase
Exons: 19
Coding region: 510-2114 (534 amino acids)
Biological process (GO): phosphorylation; xylulose metabolic process; D-xylose metabolic process
Cellular component (GO): cytosol
Molecular function (GO): D-xylulokinase activity
Source: RefSeq, a predicted model, not a curated record